CCCAGACCCUGCAUUCACUAUAUCUGGUCUCCCCGGACCCUGCAUUCACUAUAUCUGGUCUCCCCGGACCCUGCAUUCACUAUGUCUGGUCUCCCCGGACCCUGCAUUCACUAUAUCUGGUCUCCCCGGACCCUGCAUUCACUAUAUCUGGUCUCCCCCGGACCCUGCAUUCACUAUGUCUGGUCUCCCCGGACCCUGCAUUCACUAUAUCUGGUCUCCCAGGACCCUGCAUUCACUAUAUCUGGUUUCCCAGGACCCUGCAUUCACUAUAUCUGGUCUCCCAGGACCCUGCAUUCACUAUAUCUGGUCUCCCAGGACCCUGCAUUCACUAUAUCUGGUCUCCCAGGACCCUACAUUCACUAUGUCUGGUCUCCCAGGACCCUACAUUCACUAUGACUCUGCAUUCACUAUAUCUGGUCUCCCAGGACCCUGCAUUCACUAUAUCUGGUCUCCCAGGACCCUGCAUUCACUAUAUCUG
Molecule: messenger RNA, 478 nt
Organism: Staurois parvus
Lineage: Eukaryota; Metazoa; Chordata; Amphibia; Anura; Ranidae
Source: the annotation of a GenBank genome assembly